This is a messenger RNA of Salpingoeca rosetta, 351 nucleotides long. RefSeq lists its product as uncharacterized. Bases 1 to 351 code for a protein of 116 amino acids. The record is from RefSeq and is a predicted model, not a curated record. NCBI's taxonomy places the organism in Eukaryota, Choanoflagellata, Craspedida, Salpingoecidae. Gene Ontology annotation, molecular function: protein binding. The transcript is spliced from 3 exons.
AUGGCCAUGGAACGGGUCAUCACGGCCGACAACAUCGGCAUUACGCGAAUGCUGUUUGCAUCUGGUGUCACCAUCGCCAGCACAGAGGAGGAGCGGGAUUCGCUGCUGCGACUGGCGAUUGAGCGGAAGAAUGAGGAGAUGGUCAAAUUGCUCGUGCAGCAAGGGGCAUGCAUCCACGUCACAGACACGGGGCGGAGCCCCCUCCAUUACGCAAGAAACCAUAAGGCCAUCCAGUCCUACCUGCGCCGUGUCGUUCCCCAGUGCGACCACAGUCUCGGCUUCACGCUCUUCCUCACACUCGUAGCGUUUGCCCUCGUUGUUUUGCACGCCCUUUUCGCCACAGACACGUGA